Molecule: messenger RNA, 2391 nt
Organism: Paramacrobiotus metropolitanus
Lineage: Eukaryota; Metazoa; Tardigrada; Eutardigrada; Parachela; Macrobiotidae
Exons: 3
Coding region: 273-2111 (612 amino acids)
Molecular function (GO): protein binding
Source: RefSeq, a predicted model, not a curated record
UAAAUUAUCGAUUCCUUCGACGCAUAUAUAUUCAAUUACACGGGUUAUCUGUGUUCUGUACGUUCCCAUGAAGUAUAACUGCUCUUAAUCGUCACGCGUUUAUGCUCCGUGCGAGAAAAUCAGAUUAGGACCUGGCACGCUCAGUCAACCGUCACAAGAAACCCGAGUAUAUGUCGAUUAACCCCCGGAGAUUGGCGUCAUUCUAUCGCCCGCGGUGUUGUAGAAAAUAUUAACGGUCAGUUUAUAUUAAAGUGCCGGUUGUGCUCGACGAAAUGACCACGGAAAACCAGCCCCGACGGUUAGUCUAUGCGGAACGCUGGUUUCUCAGCGCCCGUGACGCCCCGAUCGCUCCGCCCCCGCCCAGCCCGGGUUCCGGGGCUGUCGACUGCCGGCAGAUCCUGGCCAAACACCUGGACCCGGUGAUCGUGGAGGUGGACGGCGGGAAGCACGCCCUGGGCUUCCUGUGCGAUGUGGACCGGCCGGUGGGUCGCGUCCUAGUGGAUUGGGGCUCUAACCGCCCGCCGCGGUGGUUGCCCUGCGACAAAGUCUACCAGCAUGAGCCGCUCUCCCGGAGCGCCACCACCGCCGGGAUGCCGGUCAUGGCCGCGGUGCGCCGGGACUCCGCCGGCCCGUUCCUGUUUCGGCCGGGGCGCGUAGUCUGCACCGGUUCCCGGUGUCCUUCCGGUCUUGUUUAUGUCGAGGCCGAAGCGGAUCGGGAAGCGGGAGACCCCUCGACCCUUCGGCGGCACUUCGUCCAACCGGUGCAGCUCCGCCGGAUGUGGCCGAAAUCACGUGGUGAACCGCACUUACACGCCCUGUCCCCGGUGAGCGAUUACGGCCUCCUCGGCAUCGACCCGCAGGUGGUGCGUCUGGACCCCGACCUGCGUCCUGGACAACUGGAUUUAGCGCGGUUGAUGCGGGCCUGCAACGAUUACAAGCCGGAGGUAAGUAUACGCUUCGCAGAAAGUGUACAAUUCAGGGCAUGGUGCAGGUACGCUCUGCAGUGGGCCAGCGCGCUGCGCAUCGCGGUGGAGGAUCGGGACGUUCGGGUGGUCUUCGAGUACCACGCUACGCACGUCCGGUUCGCGCGGUUCCCGGAUGGCGUUCUCCGGGAACUGGUCCGGGCGUCCUGCACGACCGCGGCGACGGCCACCGCCCGCGGAGGCCUGGACUUUUGGCUGCGGCGGCUGCCGUACGAGCUGCAGGUGACGGUCCUGCGCAGCAUCCAGGACAUCCACAGCGUGGUUAACGCUCGAAGGGUGUGUAGCGCGUGGCAUGACACGCUGACCGGCCACCGUCGGCACGUGACCAUCGAUCUGCAAAGGAUUGCAGGUGGUCCGGAGCCGGCGCCCCGGUGGGCGCACUUGAUCCACGUUCUGGAACAUUCCGUCGACCAGUCAACGCUGUCCUUGACACUGAUGGACGGCGACCUCAGUCCGGCGCUGGAGGCGGUCGUCCACCGCUUUCUGUCGCUAAAGAGCGUCUGCCUUCCGGCGAUCGUUCUGCGGAAGGUCACUUGUCAACAUCCGCUGACCGCCAUUUAUCGGCAGCAGAGGUUGCACUGGGGCCGACUGGGCAAUUUCAGCGUAUUAUGCCGGACACUGCAUCUGCAAAAGGUCACGAUGACGUCCCUCUUCGAGCCCAUCGCUGGGUUGUGGUGCUCGCAGGAGCAGGUCCGCGCCGAUCUGGAUGUCUACUUAAGGAGGGUGUGCAUCGAUUGCAUGCGGCCGGUCGACGAUCAAGUGCGGGAGUUCCUCGGCGCGGUCAACCGCAGCUGCCGCGCCCUGACGCCCGCCGAAUGGGAGGACAUCAGUCUGGCUUGUGACGAGCUGGCUGUCGGCGCCGGCCAUUCGUUCCGGGUGCCGUUGAUGCUGAAAUUUGCCGGUUGUGCUCGACGAAAUGACCACGGAAAACCAGCCCCGACGGUUGGUCUAUGCGGAACGUUGGUUUCUCUGCCGGGACGCCCCGAUCCCUCCGCCCCCGCCCAGCCCGGGUGCCGGGGCUGCCGACUGCCGGCAGAUCCUGGCCAAACACCUGGACCCGGUGAUCGUGGAGGUGGACGGCGGGAAGCACGCCCUGGGCUUCCUGUGCGACGUGGACUGGCCGGGUAAUCGCGUUCUGGUGAAUUUGGGAUGCUUCAACCGCCCCUCGCGGUGGUUUCCCUGCGACAAGGUCUUUAAGCAUGCGCCGCUCCCCCGGAGCGAAAUCACCACCGCGAUGCAUAUGGAGGUCAUGGUGGCGUUGCGCCGGGACUCCGCCGGUUCCUUCCUGUUUCAGGCGGGACGCGUGGUCAGCAGCGGUGCCCGGUGUCCUUCCGGCCUGGUUUGUGUCGAGGCCGACGCGGAUGGGGAUCCCGGAAGCGCUCGGGGUUGUUUUGUGCAGCCGGUACAA